AUGGGUGGUGAAACCUUCUUUGUUUUUCUUCUUGUACUGAUUUUACUCUAUAUGAAUCUUGCUUUCAGAUCAGUCACCACUACUACUUCAGGAUUCGGAGAUGUCAAAGUCAUGAGGUGCAUAGAUAGGGAGAGACGAGCUCUCCUCGAUUUCAAACGGGGCCUUGUAGAUGACUAUGGCCGUCUCUCUUCCUGGGGGAGUACUGACAAAAUAGACUGUUGCACAUGGGAAGGAGUCCACUGUAGCAACCGAACUGGUCACGUACUCAUUCUCGAUCUCCAUGGUCCGUCCGAUGAUGAUCCAAAUCAUUCUCAGCGUUUGAGUGGUCAAAAUAUCAGCUCUUCGUUGCUUGAAUUGCAACAUUUGAGUUACUUGGACCUUAGUUUCAAUAAUUUUCGCAGCAGUACAUUCCCGGAGUUCAUAAGUUCCCUCAGCCGAUUAAGGCACCUUAAUCUUGCUAUGAAUGGCAUUUACGGUAUGGUUCCUCAUCAACUUGGUAACCUAACAAACUUGCGAUAUCUCGAUCUCAGGGGUAAUCAUCUGAAUGGUACAAAACUUGAGUGGCUUUCUCAUAUUCGUCAUUUAAGAUACCUUGGCAUGAGUGGUGCUGACCUCAGUAAAGCAGUGGAUUGGCAACAAGCAAUAAACAAACUCCCUUUGCUCACAGAAUUGCAAUUGGUUUCUUGUCAACUCCCUCAAACCACCAUUCCACCCUCAUUUGAUCUCUUGCCCACCAAUUCUUCUUCUUCUAUGUCUCUUUCCGUCAUUGGUCUUUCUCGGAAUAAUCUGGUUUCUUCCUCAAUAUAUCAUUGGUUGUUUAACUUAAAUGCAAGCCUUGUUAGCAUUGACCUUUCUGAGAAUUAUCUAGGAGGUCCCAUUCCUGAUGCUUUUGGUUACAUGCAUUCCCUUGAAGAUGUCGAACUCACCGUAAAUUCUCUCGAUGGUGGGAUUCCAAAAUCUUUUGGAAAUUUAAGUCGCUUACAUUCAUUACAAUUAUCUCACAACAAUUUAAAUGAACAACUCCCCCAUAUACUUCAAAAUUUGAUGGGGGCAGAGAAUUCAUUAGAGAUCUUAAACCUGGAGCAGAACCAAAUUAGUGGUUCAUUGCCUGAUUUUACUAAAUUUUCGUCCUUGAAAGAAUUGUACCUUGGUGGUAAUACAUUGAAUGGGUCUUUUCCGGUAAGUUUUGGACGGAUUUCCAAUCUAGAUUUUCUGGAUGUGUCUUUUAAUCAGAUUUCGGGACCAUUGCCAGAUAUAUCAGUAUUUCCAUUGUUGAGAGAGUUAUAUCUUUCCUACAAUCGAUUACAAGGGAUGCUACCCAAAAGUAUCGGGCAACUUUCGAAGCUUGAAAUUUUUGAUGCCUCUUCAAAUUCGUUAGAAGGUAUAAUCUCCGAACCCCAUUUCUCAAAUCUCUCCAAUUUAAAGACAUUGAUAUUAUCUUAUAACUCAGUGGCUUUGGCCUUCAGUUCUGAUUGGACUCCUCCAUUUCAGUUGAAUGUUAUCGGAUUCAGUAAUUGCAGUAUGGGGCCUCAUUUCCCAAAAUGGCUUCGAACACAGAAUAAUUUUUCCCAGCUUGAUAUCUCUUGUAUUGGAAUUUCAGAUACAAUACCUGAUUGGUUUUGGGAUCUCUCCCCUAGAUUACUUUUCUUGAAUCUCUCUUACAAUCAGAUUAGUGGCAUCGUGCCCAAUUUAUCCUUGAGGCUUGUUUAUAUUUCGGUAAUAGACCUAAGCUCUAAUUGUUUUAAUGGUUCAAUACCAUCACUUCCUCCCAAUGUUAUGAUACUGAAUCUCUCCAAAAACAAGUUUUUGGGAUCAAUUUCCAGCUUAUGCGGCAGUCAUUUUUUCGGUGGCAGUCUGGACCUCUCAGAUAAUUUAUUAUCUGGAGAACUUCCUGAUUGUUGGACGAACAAUGCAUUUUUAAGCAUUCUCAACUUGGACAACAAUUAUUUCUCCGGGAAAAUUCCAAGCUCAAUAGGCAGUCUACGUUUUUUGAAGUCGUUGCACUUGCGCAACAACAAUUUUGUAGGGGAAUUGCCUUCAUCUUUGCAGGAGUGUACAGAGCUGAGAGUUAUUGAUUUGAGUGAAAAUAAGCUUACAGGAAAAGUACCACCAUGGAUAGGGGCACGCCUAAUAAACUUGAUCGUUCUUAGUCUUCGCUCGAACAAGUUUUCUGGAAGCAUACUGCCGGUUAUAUGUCAUCUUGACCAUAUUCAAAUCUUGGACCUCUCUCGAAAUAAUAUAUCAGGAAAUUUACCACGGUGCUUCAACAACUUUACUUCUUUGGUUCAAAAGAAUACUUUAAGUGGAACCAUUGAUUUUCAACUCAUACUUUAUCCUAGGUCAACCUCCGUCGUUCUUGGAAGCGGCUACAUGGAUAACGCAUUGGUUCAAUGGAAAGGACAAGAGUGGGAAUUCAAAAAGAAUUUGGGACGACUUAAAAACAUUGAUCUUUCUAGCAAUAAAUUAGUUGGGAGGAUUCCUGAAAACAUUGCAAGUCUCAAGGGAUUACUUUACUUCAACCUAUCGAGAAACCAUUUGACAGGAACUAUCAUUCAAAGGAUUGGUGACAUGGAGAUGUUAGAAUGUCUCGACUUGUCUAAGAACCAGCUUUCAGGUGAGAUUCCAACGGACUUUGCUCGUUUACAUUUUCUUAGUGUCUUGGACUUGGCAGACAACAACUUGUCGGGUAAAAUUCCAUCAAGCACUCAACUGCAGAGCUUUAAUGCCUCUUCAUAUGCUGGAAAUCCUGAUCUUUGUGGGCUUCCACUUCCUAAGUGCCAAGGAGAUGAAACAGCUGCUCGGGUUCCUGCCGUUACUGAUCAUGGCAUAGACAACAACUUUGAGGAAAAUCAGGACAAGUUGGUGACCUUUGGGUUUUAUGUAAGUAUGGUUCUUGGUUUCAUUCUUUCAUUCUGGGCAGUCUUUGGCACUUUACUGCUCAAAAGAUCAUGGCAACAUGCCUAUUUCCAAUUCUUGAAUGCCAUAAAAGACUGGAUCUACGUGACAACAGCCGUGUAUGCGGCAAGACUACAGAGGAAACUUACGAACUAUAUGUAGAAGCAGCAUACCUAUAGAAUAAGCUCGAGUUCCUCUUGAUGAUAAGUCCGUAUUACAUGAAGUUCCGGA
This is a messenger RNA of Ilex paraguariensis (yerba mate), 3126 nucleotides long. Lineage: Eukaryota; Viridiplantae; Streptophyta; Magnoliopsida; Aquifoliales; Aquifoliaceae. The record is from the annotation of a GenBank genome assembly.